This is a messenger RNA of Arabidopsis lyrata subsp. lyrata, 2467 nucleotides long. Its product is annotated as putative F-box/LRR-repeat protein At4g15060. NCBI's taxonomy places the organism in Eukaryota, Viridiplantae, Streptophyta, Magnoliopsida, Brassicales, Brassicaceae. The record is from RefSeq and is a predicted model, not a curated record.
CUGGCCAAUAAAUAAAAAUAAAAAUCAAUGUUUUCCUUCUUUACACAACAUUUUACCACAUAAAACAGAUCCGCCAAAUAAAGUAAAAGAAGAAGUAAAUCUGCAAAAUACAAAAGCAAAACUGCAAAUAAUUUCGGUAAGUGCAAAUUGGAAUUACAAAAUUAGAUGGUUACAUUAUAAGAAAGGCAUAAAGAGAUUUUUAAUUAAAAUAACAAUUUAGAAAACAAUUAUCCCAACUUGCACUAUAAACCAAAAAUAUUCCAACAAAUUUUGUUUUCUUAUAACUAAAAUAAUUUUAUCUCAACAGUUACUUUUAAAAGUUCAAUACAAACGGAUAUAAAACUAAUGGUACCUAACUUUGUGAGUAAGUUAAUGAUUAGUUUUUUCCAAUGAAAAUUAUCGAGAAAUAUUUUCCUUUCUUUAUGAUACAUGCAUCAAGAGAUUUAUUCCGUGAGUUAGAAAAACAUUUACAUAUACACAUAGUCAAAUGAUACACGUCAUGUGUUCACGAAGAAGACCCACAGUUUUUUAAUUAAGAAGGUUAAUAGAAAAAAAUUCUAAAUUUAGGGUAACUGUCCGGUCUUUGCAGAGACUAACCCUAAAGAUAUUAAGAGGUUCUCAGUUUGAUUAGCUUGUGUUACACACUCCUUGUUUGAAGUAUUUCAAAAUUACGGAUUAUAAGGGUGAAUAUGAUGAUAGCAAAUUCUUCGAUUUUAAAGAUAUGCCUAACUUAGAGGGGGCGGAUAUUAUUUCGACAUACCCUGAUAUCGUUAAGUUUGUAAGAUCGAUCACAUCCGUCAAGCGGCUGUCAUUAUGCGUAAGAGUCAAUGCCGAAGAGACUUUAUAUCCUGAGGGUAUUUUCUUCAAACAGAUUAAACAUCUGAAGCUAUGUCCACGUGAUUCAAAUUGAUCAAAGCUACUUUUCCGGUUACUUAAAGAUUCUCCUAAUUUACGAGAGCUCGAAGUCUCUCUGAAUGAUGAUCAUACAAAAACUUGUGUGGAUCCACCAGUUUGCUGGGAGAAUCAACUGAAUUGUAUUCCUUAAUGUUUGUUUUCGAGUCUCGAAACUUUCAAGUGGAAAGGGAUACAUGGAUCGCCAAAGGUGAUGGAUUUGGCAAAAUAUAUCUUGAGAAAUACUCGUUGCUUAAAGACUGUGACAAUCUUAUUUCAGUCUGCCCUAGAGACAGAGAAUGAGCUUGAGAUAAUAAUCCAGGAGUUGUUACUUUCUUUUCGAGAUAUGUACAAGAUUACGAAGUUGCAUGAUUUACUCGUGAAGGUACUAUUAUUUCUUCCAACUAAAAUUGUUGUAAGCACAAGUAUUUUAUCGAACCGAUCAGAGUUUCUUUGGAUGUGGUUGCCUAAACUUGAGUACGAUAAUACCGAUUAUUCAGCCUCUGAAGAACAGAGGUUACAUAGUUUUAUCAAUUUGGAUAUGCAAUUACAUAGAGCUCCCAUCAUAAAAAGCUUGCGUCUCAAGUUUAGCGAGGUGAGAUCAAUUCAGCCUGAAGAUAUCAAAUUGUGGACUGUAUUUGCUGUUUCUCGCUGCUUCGGUCAGUAAACCAUCAACCUUUUUCCUUUUUAAUGUAUGGAGAAUCCUACUAAACUACCGAGUAGUUUGUAUAUCUGCAAAUCGCUAGUGAUUUUGAAUCUUAUAGACGAGAUUCUUGUGGAUGUUCCUCCUAUGGCUUAUCUGCCCUUCUUAAAAUAUUUGCUCCUUGAAAAGGUGACUUACAAAGAUUCAAAUUCUCUUCACCAACUUCUUUCUAAUUGCCCUGUUCUCAAGAAUCUAGUCGUGGAACUGGAUGAAUAUAACUAUUUUGGAACGUUAAGUGUAAUGGUCCCGUCUUUGCAGAGACUAACCCUAAAGAUAUCUGGUGAAUAUUUAAAUGAGCUGGUGAUAAAUACUCCUUAUCUGAAAUAUUUCAAAAUUAGAGAUUAUCUUGAUGAUGAUAGCUACUCCUACUACUUUAAAGAUAUACCUAAGUUAGAGGAGACGGAUAUUGACUCGACAUACCCUGAUAUCGAAAAGUUAGUUAGCUCUACCACAUAAGUCAAGCAGCUUUCAUUAUGCGUAAGGGUCAACAUCGAAGAGGUAGUUUAUUUCAAUCCAUCUAUCAGGUUACUCGAGAUCGACUUGAAUGAGGAUCAUAACGAUUGUUUUAAUCUAGCUUGCUUUAAGAAUCAACUAAAUUAUGUUCCUAAAUGUUUUUUGUCGAGUCUCGAAAGGUUCAAGUGGACAUGGAUAUUUGGAUUGCAAAAAGAGAUAGGUUUUGUUAAAAAACUUGGGAAAUGCUUGUUGCUUACAAACCGGGACAAUCUUGUUUAAGUCUACGCCAGGGAUGGAGGAUAAGCGUGGGUUGUACGAGGAGUUUAUGUUUUCUUUUCGAGCAUCAACAGCAUGAGAAUCGGUAUUUGAUUGAGAAUCGGUAGUUUAUGUACACAAUAUAAUGUAGGAUUCAACUUUCAU